Molecule: messenger RNA, 2213 nt
Organism: Penicilliopsis zonata CBS 506.65
Lineage: Eukaryota; Fungi; Ascomycota; Eurotiomycetes; Eurotiales; Aspergillaceae
Exons: 4
Coding region: 468-2066 (532 amino acids)
Biological process (GO): proteolysis
Molecular function (GO): serine-type carboxypeptidase activity
Source: RefSeq, a predicted model, not a curated record
GGACGCUCCAUCCCACCCUUGCACUAUCCACCAUUAUCCACUGGCUCAACCUUCGGACUCCAUAGGCCUCCGGUGAUCGUCGGAUGUUCUCCGUGUCGAUAAACGAUUGAUGUCUGGUGAUAAUUUGCUAGUGCUCUCUCUGCACAUGCUUCCUAGCCGGGACAGACGGUAGCGGAGACUGGGUUGCCCGAUAAUUGGCCUUGUUCUAAGCGAUUCAAUCAUGACGAUGGAGUGUCUGGCCUGGAGACAGGUACAGUCCAGGCUGUGAUAGGCACCUGGGUAAGUAGCUACCACCCCACUGCAUACCAGAUGCGACGGAGCUCCGGGGGAAGUGGAAGGAGACCUCGGCACUAUUAAUUGAAGCUGCAUUCCCUCCCUAGCAGCGACAAGCUUUCCUCGCCUCGAACUCUGCUUCUCACCCCCUCUCCGGUACUCCCUGCUUGAUUGGAAAGGAUUACACGGCUACGAUGCAGCUUCGAUCGCUUCUGCCAACGGCCGUCUUGGCCUCGUCCCUGCUGGUGGACGGGGUAGCUGGUCGAAAGUUUAACGAAAGACACCUCGAAUUGAUGGAGACCAGGGCAAAUAGGAUGAUGACCUCCUUUGAGCGUCGCACAAGCAAUGACAGUGACACUGUCUUUCGCUUCAUGACCGAUGAGACUGAGCCGUAUCUCGUCGAGAGCUUACCCGAUGUACAUUUCGAUCUGGGAGAGAUGUACUCGGGCUCUAUUCCGAUCGACAAGGGCAACGACUCGAGGAGUCUGUUCUUCGUCUUCCAGACAAAACUUGGUGAACCGGUCGACGAGGUUACCAUCUGGCUUAACGGUGGCCCGGGUUGCAGUUCCCUCGAAGGCUUCUUCCAAGAGAACGGUAGAUUCCUCUGGCAGCCUGGAACGUUUUUACCCGUUGAGAAUCCUUAUUCUUGGGUGAAUCUCACCAAUGUGCUUUGGGUCGAUCAGCCUGUCGGAACCGGCUUUGCCCUUGGUACUCCUACUGCCGACUCUGAGGAGGAAAUCGCGGAAGACUUUGUCAAGUUUUUCAAGAACUUUGAAGAACUCUUCGGAAUCAAGAAUUUCAAGAUUUACGUGACCGGCGAGAGCUAUGCGGGGAGAUACGUGCCGUACAUUUCGGCCGCGUUUUUGGAUCAAAAUGACACGGAGUAUUUUGACUUGACUGGAGCCUUGACGUACGACCCCUGUAUUGGUCAAUGGGACUGGGUCCAAGAGGAGGCGCCUGCCGUGCCAUUUGUCUUGGAGAACACCAACAUGUUCAACUUCAACGAGACCUUCCUGGCAGAGCUGGAGGCGCUGCACGAAUCCUGCGGCUACAAGGAGUUCAUUGAUGAAUACCUUGUCUUCCCAGCCUCUGGUGUCCAGCCCCCCAAAUUCAUGAACUGGACCGCUGACGCCGACUGCGACGUCUACGACACGAUUCUCGAUGAGGCCUUGGAAAUCAACCCAUGCUUUGACUUGUACUCGGCGAAUGUCGCGUGCCCUCUUCUGUGGGAUGUGCUCGGAUUCCCUGGCUCGCUACUAUACUCACCUGCCGGCGCCAGCAUCUACUUCGACCGGGACGACGUCAAGAAGGCCAUGCACGCCCCGAACGUUACGUGGGCGGAAUGCACCGGGGAAGACGUCUUCACCGGCGGCGAUGCCGGCCCAGAGCAAGUGGGCGACAUCUCGGCGAAUCCGAUCGAACACGUUCUCCCGCAGGUGAUUGAACGGACCAACCGCGUCCUGAUCGCCAACGGAGACUACGACUUCUCCGUCCUCACCCUUGGCACCCUGCUGUCUAUCCAGAACAUGACCUGGAACGGCAAGCUGGGUUUCCAGCAGCAGCCGAACAAGUCCAUCGUUAUUGAUCUCCCGGAUCUACAGUACGCAGAGGUCCUGGCAGAGAACGGCCUUUCCAGUUUGGCUGGCGGCCAGGGCGGCAUGGGCAUCCAACACUACGAGCGCGGCCUGAUGUGGGCGGAAACCUUCCAGAGCGGCCACAUGGAGCCUCAGUACCAACCGCGAGUGUCCUACCGCCACCUGGAGUGGCUCCUGGGCCGCAUCGACGAACUAUGAAGGGUGGGGGGUCCUCGUGAUGUUGAAGUAUAGCGAGAAACGCUCAUUAUGGAUGGAGACAUGCUCAAUACUCAUUUUAAAUAGAGGCAUGAGAACACUCAUUAUGGAUAGAGGCAUGACUGGAAUGACUUGAUGUACAUAUCUACA